Carassius carassius (crucian carp) is the source of this 1719-nucleotide messenger RNA. RefSeq names its product cholinergic receptor, nicotinic, alpha 8 (gene chrna8). The record is from RefSeq and is a predicted model, not a curated record. The transcript is spliced from 10 exons. Gene Ontology annotation, cellular component: postsynaptic membrane; synapse; neuron projection. Gene Ontology annotation, biological process: chemical synaptic transmission; nervous system process; signal transduction. Gene Ontology annotation, molecular function: acetylcholine-gated monoatomic cation-selective channel activity; transmembrane signaling receptor activity. Lineage: Eukaryota; Metazoa; Chordata; Actinopteri; Cypriniformes; Cyprinidae. The coding region runs from base 59 to 1609 and encodes 516 amino acids.
AUGCUGACAGACUAAAGUUUCGUCGGUUUGUUUGUACAAGGAACUUCCCAUUACAGGAAUGAUGCAGAAUCAAAGAUAUUUUGGAAUUCUACACCUUGGAAUUUUGAUAUGGACGUCAUUUUGUAUUAAAGACUCGCUACAGGGGGAAUAUCAGCGGAAGUUGUAUAAGGAGUUGUUGGAGAACUAUAACCGACUGGAAAGGCCUGUUCUCAAUGAUUCUGCACCUAUAGUGGUGGAACUGGGACUCACACUGCUUCAGAUCAUAGAUGUGGAUGAAAAAAAUCAGGUAUUAAUAACCAACGCCUGGCUACAGCUGGGAUGGACGGAUGUCUAUCUGAGCUGGAACCCUGAUAACUAUCCUGGUGUUCAGACCCUGCGUUUCCCAUCCAAUCAGAUCUGGACACCAGAUAUUCUGCUGUAUAACAGUGCUGAUGAGAGAUUUGAUGCCACCUUCCAUACAAACGUCUUGGUUAAUGCAUCAGGUUCCUGUCAGUACAUACCACCAGGUAUUCUGAAGAGUACAUGUUACAUAGAUGUGCGCUGGUUCCCAUUCGAUAUACAGAAAUGUGACCUCAAGUUUGGCUCCUGGACUUAUAACGGCUGGCUGCUGGACCUACAGAUGCAGGCAGUGGACAUCUCUACAUACAUUCCCAAUGGAGAAUGGGAUUUAGUGGGGGUUCCUGGGAAGCGUAAUGAGUUGUAUUAUGAGUGCUGUAAGGAGCCAUACCCUGAUGUGACAUUUACAGUAACAAUGCGCAGACGAACAUUGUACUACGGUCUGAACCUGCUCAUUCCCUGUGUGCUCAUCUCCGGCCUGGCUCUGCUUGUCUUCCUGCUGCCAGCAGAUUCUGGAGAGAAGAUAUCACUGGGUAUCACUGUCCUCUUGUCAUUAACUGUCUUCAUGCUGCUUGUGGCUGAGAUCAUGCCAGCCACCUCUGACUCAGUUCCUCUCAUAGCUCAGUACUUUGCCAGCACCAUGAUGAUUGUGGGUUUGUCCGUUGUUGUCACCGUCCUCGUUUUGCAGUUUCAUCAUCAUGAUCCACAAGGGGGAAAGAUGCCAAGAUGGGUGCGUGUGAUCCUGCUUAACUGGUGUGCCUGGUUCUUGCGCAUGAAGAAGCCAGGUGAGGAACGCAAAGCCAGCUACAAAUAUAACCACUCUCCAGUGCACCACGCAAGUGCCAGCAGCAUUCAGAUGGGAGUCAUGCCCGGUCAGCCAUCCUCUACCAACUCCACCACCAACGGUCACAUGAACCUGUAUUUUGGCUACCACUCCAUUGACAGUGCUUGCUGCCCACCCAGCAGCGACUCUGGUGUGUCUUGCAGCGGUGGGCGGGUCGGCGGGUCACCAAACGAAGAACAGCGGGAGGCAGUUAGGAUGUUUUUAGGUGAACAGGAGAUCCAUCGCAUCCUAGCGGAGGUGAUGUACAUAGCUCAGCGGUUCCGUGACAAGGAUGAGGCUGAGGCCAUCUGCAGCGAGUGGAAAUUUGCAGCAGCAGUUGUGGAUCGGCUCUGUCUGGUGGCAUUUUCACUUUUCUCCAUUAUCUGCACCUUUACCAUUCUCAUGUCUGCACCAAACUUCAUUGAGGCUGUCUCGAAGGACUUCACAUAAUCGUAAUAGCAUUGCAUUUUCAUUUGUUUUCUUUUGUGUUUAAAGAUAUAAAUAUAUAAAAAACAUCACGUGAUUGAGUGUGAGAAGUGUCUACCACCAAAGUCGAUUCC